This is a messenger RNA of Kogia breviceps (pygmy sperm whale), 9866 nucleotides long. NCBI's taxonomy places the organism in Eukaryota, Metazoa, Chordata, Mammalia, Artiodactyla, Physeteridae. The record is from RefSeq and is a predicted model, not a curated record.
GAUUUUUAAAUCAUUGUAAGCCAGUGAUGAAUCAGAGGUUACAGAAUGCAAUGUCGAAUAAAAGUCUUCGAAAGAAUUGCUUCAAAUGACCAAAGAAAGAAAAUUGAUCUACCACCUUAAAACCUGGAUCUAGAAGAGCAUACUGCACAUGGUAGUAAGUGAUAACUGGGGAAAUUUAUUUGGCUCUUAAUGCAUCUAAAUGAAGGAACUGUCCCUUUGUUUCUCAGAGGGCUUGUACGCCUGAGAUUAUUUUAGUAACCCAUAGUUUUAUUAACAUUUUGACAUGAUCACAAACGGGGAGAAACAGCAAUAGUAAAGGCUGCUCAUUGAUCAAGAUGACUUCUGAAGAAAUGGCAGCUUCUGUUCUCAGACCUGUGACUCAGCGAAAAGUGAUAUCUGCUCAGUCGGCUGCAGAUGAAAGUAAUGAUAGGGUCUCGAACAUCAAUGUUCCAAAGGCUCAUCCUGUCAGGCAGAGCGGGGAGACUUCUCAUACCAUCUCACAACUGACCAAACUUACAGAAGAAUCUUCUGGAAGCAACUUGCCCCAGAUUCUCUCAGUAGCAAGUGAGAAAAUAACAAGUGAUGAGAACAGUAAUGAAAAGUGCUGGGAGAAAAGCAUACCAGACUCUGUGAAAAACCUUAACAUUAACUGCAACAACAUACUGAAAAACCAUCAGUGUGGCCUUCCUCAGAGCCAGUUUUAUGAAACGUGUGAUUCUACCACAGAGGAAGGCCUGUGUUUGGAAACUGGAAUCCCUUCUUCACUGGAAAGAAAGGUGUUCCCUGGAAUUCAACUGGAAAUAGACGGACCUCCCGCGGGCAUUAGUCCACUAGGAACUCAAUCAGCCAUCAUAGAGACGGGCAGGGCACACCCUGACAGCAACAUGGCGGUAUUUCACUUUCAGUAUGAAGUUGACAGAAGAAUGUCAGACACAUUCUGUCCCCUAUCAGAUAACUUGAUUUUGGAUGAUUGUGGAAACUGUGUACUACCUGCUGUUGGUGGGGAACAAAAGAACAAUUACAUGGCGUAUACUUGUAAACUGAUGGAAUUGGCAAGUAACUGUGACAAUAAGAAUAGGCAGCUGCAGUAUGAUCAUUGUGACCCCUUGAAUGACAAAUACUUGUGCUUUGAAGGCUCUUGCCCGAAGGCCAAUGUAGUAUGUUCAAGUGACAGCUUUUGUGGGGAGGAUUUUACUGACAGUCCACCUGCCAAGACCUUUCUGAGCCAUUUUGAGGACUUCCCUGAUAAUUGUGAAGAUGUAGAAGAAGAUUUAUUCAAAAGCAAGAAGGAGCGGUCCACUUGGUUAGUGAGGAGAUUUUGUAAAAAUGACAGGGAAGUAAAGAAAUCUGUAUAUACUGGGACAAGGGCAAUUGUGAGAACUCUGCCUUCUGGUCACAUUGGGCUGGGGGCUUGGAGUUACGUUGAUCGGAAGAGAAACGGUCUCUUACUGCCUUGUGGGAGAGUCAUGGAACGGCUGUCAACAGUGGUGACUAGGCGAGAUGGGGGCCAGCGUCUGUCAGAAGCCCAGUGGUGUCCGAUCUACAGUGCAGUGAGAAGGGGAGAAGAAACAGAAGAGACAAUUAGAUCUCUUCUCCAUUUCUUCACAAAGCUUCCAGCCUCCGAGACAGCCCAUGAAAGGAUUAGCAUUGGUCCGUGCUUAAAGCAAUGUGUCCAAGACACUGUUUGUGAGUAUCGUGCCACCCUCCAAAGGACUUCCAUAUCUCAGUACAUCACCGGCUCUCUCCUAGAAGCCACCACAUCUUUAGGAGCAAGAAGUAGCCUUCUCAAUUCUUUUGGAGGAUCCACCGGACGAAUGAUGCUGAAAGAACGCCAACCAGGCACCUCUAUGGCCAAUUCCAGUGCCCUCCCUUCAAGUUCAGCUGGGAUCAGCAAGGAACUGGUUGAUCUGCAGCCCCUCAUCCAGUUCCCAGAGGAAGUUGCCAGCGUCCUGAUGGAACAGGAGCAGAAUAUUUACCGAAGGGUCCUGCCGGUUGACUAUCUUUGCUUCUUGACCCGGGACUUGGGCACUACGGAAUGCCAGAGGCCCCUGCCCUGCCUCAAAGCGUCCAUCUCAGCAUCCAUUCUUACCUCCCAGAACGGAGAGCAUAAUGCCCUUGAAGAUCUCGUGAUGAGAUUUAAUGAGGUGAGCUCCUGGGUGACGUGGCUGAUCCUCACGGCGGGCUCCAUGGAGGAGAAGCGGGAAGUCUUCUCAUAUUUGGUGCACGUGGCCAAAUGCUGCUGGAACAUGGGCAACUACAACACCGUCAUGGAGUUCUUGGCCGGCCUCAGGUCAAGAAAAGUCUUAAAAAUGUGGCAGUUUAUGGACCAGUCUGACCUGGAGACGAUGAGGGGCCUGAAGGACGCCAUGGCCCAGCAUGAAUCUUCCUGCGAGUACAGGAAGGUGGUGACUCGGGCGCUGCACAUCCCCGGCUGUAAGGUGGUUCCGUUCUGCGGGGUGUUUCUGAAGGAGCUUUGUGAGGUGCUUGACGGAGCCUCCGGCCUCAUGAAGCUUUGCCCGAGGUACAAUUCCCAAGAAGAAACUCUAGAGUUUGUAGCUGAUUAUAGUGGACAAGAUAAUUUCUUACAACGAGUGGGACAGAAUGGCUUAAAGAAUUCAGAGAAGGAGUCCACCGUCAACAGCAUCUUUCAGAUCAUCAGGAGCUGCAGUCGAAGUCUGGAGACAGAGGAGGAGGACAGCCCCGGUGAAGGGAACAGCUCUAGGAAGAAUUCCUUGAAGGAUAAAGCCCGAUUGCAGUUCAUAAUUGGAGAUUUGUUGGAUUCUGAAAAUGACAUCUUUGAGCAGCCCCAAGAAUGGGACCCUCACGGAUCAGAAGAGCCACAGAAGGCCUUUGACCAUGGGACAGAGCUCAUCCCGUGGUACGUGCUGUCCAUCCAAGCUGAUGUACACCAGUUCCUGCUGCAGGGGGCCACGGUCAUCCACUAUGACCAGGACAUGCACCUCUCUGCCCGCUGCUUCCUCCAGCUUCAGCCUGACAAUAGUACCUUGACCUGGAUAAAGCCCACCACUGCUUCCCCAGCCAGUGCUAAAGCAAAACUUGGUGUGCUUAGUAACACAUCCGAGCCUGGCAAAUUCCCAUUACUGGGCAAUGCUGGAUUAAGUGGCCUGGCAGAGGGGGUCUUGGAUCUGUUUUCAGCAAAGGCUGUGUACAUGGGACACCCUAGCAUUGAUUUACACACUGUGUGUGUCCAGAACAAACUGAGUAACAUGUCUCUCUCAGAGACUGGUGUGACACUGCUCUACGGGCUUCAGACCACGGACAAUAGAUUAUUGCACUUUGUGGCACCAAAGCACACAGCUAAAAUGCUCUUCAGUGGAUUGUUGGAACUCACUAGAGCUGUGAGAAAGAUGAGGAAGUUCCCUGACCAAAGACAGCAGUGGCUGCGGAAACAGUACGUCAGCCUCUACCAGGAGGAUGGACGAUAUGAAGGCCCAACUUUGGCUCACGCUGUGGAGUUGUUUGGCGGCAGACGAUGGAGUACUCGAAACCCCAGUCCCGGGACAUCAGCAAAGAGUGCUGAGAAGCCCAACAUGCAGAGAAACAACACCUUGGGUAUAAGCACCACCAAGAAAAAGAAGAAAAUCCUUAUGAGGGGUGAGAGUGGAGAGGCCACCGAUGACGAGAUGGCCACGCGCAAAGCCAAAACGAACAAAGAGUGUCGGAGUCGGAGUGGUUCUGAUCCUCAAGACGUUAAUGAACAAGAAGAAUCAGAGGCGAACGCCAUCACGAGCCCUCCUAACCCUCUCCCUUCCAGAAGAGCCCACUCUUUGACCGCAGCUGGGUCCCCUAACUUGGCUGCCGGGACGUCAUCUCCCAUCAGGCCAGUGUCCUCCCCUGUGCUGUCUUCUUCAAACAAGAGCCUGUCCAGUGCUUGGAGCAGCAGCUGGCAUGGGCGGAUCAAAGGAGGAAUGAAGGGCUUUCAGAGCUUCAUGGUUUCAGACAGCAGCAUGAGUUUUGUGGAGUUUGUUGAACUGUUCAAAUCAUUCAGUGUGAGGAGCCGCAAGGACCUGAAGGAUCUCUUUGACAUCUAUGCCGUACCCUGCGACCGAGCCGGCUCCACAGCGGCCCCCCUCUACACCAACUUGACCAUUGACGAAAACACCAGUGGUCUUCAGCCUGACCUAGAUUUGUUGACCAGAAAUGUCUCCGAUUUGGGGUUAUUCAUUAAGAGUAAACAGCAGCUGUCCGACAACCAGAGGCAGAUAUCUGAUGCCAUUGCUGCUGCAAGUAUCGUGACAAAUGGCACUGGGGUGGAGAGCACAUCCCUGGGCGUAUUUGGAGUUGGCAUCCUCCAGCUCAAUGACUUCCUAGUGAAUUGCCAAGGAGAACACUACACUUAUGAUGAAAUCCUCAGCAUCAUCCAGAAGUUCGAGCCUAGUGUUAGUAUGUGUCAUCAGGGCCUAAUGUCGUUUGAAGGAUUUGCAAGGUUUCUGAUGGACAAAGAUAAUUUUGCCUCGAAAAAUGAUGAGUCGCAGGAGAACAUUAAAGAAUUACAAUUGCCCCUCUCCUACUAUUACAUUGAAUCUUCACACAAUACCUACCUCACAGGCCAUCAACUCAAAGGAGAAUCCUCAGUGGAACUCUACAGCCAGGUCCUCCUGCAAGGCUGUAGGAGUGUAGAGUUGGACUGCUGGGACGGAGAUGAUGGGAUGCCCAUCAUUUAUCAUGGACACACCCUGACAACCAAGAUCCCCUUCAAGGAAGUGGUUGAAGCCAUCGAUCGCAGUGCCUUUAUCAACUCCGACCUCCCCAUCAUCAUAUCUAUUGAGAACCACUGUUCAUUGCCUCAGCAACGAAAAAUGGCAGAAAUUUUCAAGACUGUGUUUGGAGAAAAACUGGUGGCUAAAUUCUUAUUUGAGAGUGAUUUCUCAGAUGAUCCAAUGCUUCCCUCACCUGACCAACUCAGGAGGAAAGUGCUUCUCAAAAAUAAGAAGUUAAAAGCCCAUCAGACACCGGUGGAUAUAUUAAAGCAAAAGGCUCAUCAGCUGGCAUCCAUGCAAGCUCAGGCUUAUAAUGGUGGCAGUGCCAACCCUCCACCUGCUAAUAAUGAAGAAGAGGAAGAUGAAGAGGACGAAUAUGAUUAUGACUAUGAAUCCCUCUCUGACGCAGAUGUCCUUACUGCUUCUCCUGUUCUUAACAGUCAGGAAGACAACAUUCUAGAAGACAGAACUGAAAAUAAAUCAUGUAAUGACAAACUUCAGUUUGAGUAUAAUGAAGAAAUCCCCAAGAGGAUAAAGAAAGCAGAUAACUCUGCUUGCAACAAAGGAAAGGUUUAUGAUAUGGAACUGGGAGAAGAAUUUUAUCUUCCUCAGAAUAAAAAGGAAAGCAGACAGAUUGCACCAGAGCUUUCUGACCUUGUCAUCUAUUGCCAAGCAGUAAAGUUUCCAGGCCUGUCAACUCUAAAUGCAUCUGGCUCUAGCAGAGGAAAAGAAAGGAAAAGCAGGAAGUCCAUUUUUGGCAACAAUCCGGGCAGAAUGAGCCCCGGGGAGACAGCAUCAUUUAACAAAACAUCUGGAAAAAGUUCCUGUGAAGGAAUGCGACAGGCCUGGGAGGACUCGCCUUCCUCUGUCAACCCAGCCACGUCCCUCAGCGCUAUCAUUAGAACUCCCAAAUGCUACCACAUCUCCUCGCUGAAUGAAAAUGCCGCCAAACGUCUGUGUCGCAGGUAUUCUCAGAAACUGAUCCAGCACACUGCCUGCCAGCUGCUGAGGACGUAUCCGGCUGCCACCCGCAUCGACUCAUCCAACCCCAGCCCCCUCCUCUUCUGGCUCCAUGGGAUACAGCUCGUGGCGCUCAACUACCAGACAGAUGAUCUCCCUUUACAUUUAAAUGCUGCCAUGUUUGAGGCCAACGGUGGCUGUGGUUAUGUUCUGAAACCCCCAGUUCUGUGGGACAAGAACUGUCCCAUGUAUCAGAAGUUUUCUCCCUUGGAAAGAGACCUGGACAACAUGGAGCCUGCCGUCUAUUCUUUAACUAUUGUCUCUGGGCAGAACGUGUGCCCGAGUAACAGCACGGGAAGCCCGUGUAUAGAGGUCGACGUCCUGGGCAUGGCCCUGGAUAGCUGCCACUUCCGCACGAAGCCCAUCCACCGCAAUACUCUGAACCCCAUGUGGAAUGAACAGUUCCUCUUCCGGGUUCACUUUGAAGAUCUCCUGUUUCUUCGUUUUGCCGUUGUGGAGAACAACAGCUCGGUGGUAACUGCUCAGAGAAUCAUCCCCCUCAAGGCUCUAAAGCGAGGAUAUCGACAUCUUCAGCUGCGAAACCUCCACAAUGAAGUCUUGGAAAUCUCUAGUUUAUUCAUAAACAGCAGGAGGAUGGAAGAAAAUUCCUCUGGCAAUACUAUGCCGGCCUCUUUGAUGUUUAAUACAGAAGAAAGAAAAUGUUUGCAGAUUCACAGAGUCACAGUACAUGGGGUCCCAGGUCCAGAGCCCUUUGCUGUUUUCUCCAUAAAUGGAGGCACCAAGGCAAAGCAGCUUCUCCAACAAAGUCUGACCAUUGAUCAAGACACCAAACCUAUUGCCACAGACUAUUUUUUAAUGGAAGAAAAAUAUUUUAUAUCUAAAGAAAAGAAUGAAUGUAGGAAACAACCAUUCCAGAGAGCCAUUGGUCCAGAAGAAGAGAUCAUGCAGAUUUUAAGCAGCUGGUUUCCAGAAGAGGGAUAUGUUGGCAGGAUUGUCUUAAAAACCCAGCAGGAAAACCUGGAAGAGAAGAGCAUCGUUCAAGAUGACAAGGAGAUGAUCUUGAGCUCAGAGGAGGAGAGUUUCUUUGUCCAAGUGCAUGACGUUUCUCCAGAGCAACCGCGAACGGUCAUCAAGGCGCCCCGCGUCAGCACCGCGCAGGACGUCAUUCAGCAGACCUUAUGCAAAGCCAAAUAUUCCUAUAGCAUCUUGAGCAACCCGAACCCGGGUGAUUAUGUGCUUUUGGAAGAGGUGGUGAAAGACACUGCCAACAGGAAGUCUUCUACCCCAAAGUCCUCCCAGCGUGUCCUUUUGGAUCAGGAGUGUGUUUUUCAAGCUCAAAGCAGGUGGAAAGGUGCAGGAAAAUUUAUCCUUAAGCUAAAGGAACAAGUGCAGGCAUCCCGAGAAGACAAAAGAAAAGGCAUCUCUUUUGCAAGCGAACUCAAGAAGCUCACCAAGUCGACUAAACAGCCCCGAGGACUCACAUCACCUUCUCAGGUCUUGGCCUCAGAAAAUGUCCAAAACAAGGAGGAGAAACCUGUGGGCGGCUUGUCCUCCAGUGACACGAUAGACUAUCGACAGUGAGCAGGGGUAGCACGUUUUACCCAGGUAUUCUGAGUCACUGCACUGUUCUGAAACGGGGGUCAACUUACACUACUUUGUCAGACACAGUCUGUACACUAUCGUUUGUCUUUUCCAAGAGGAGGAUGUCCCUGAGGCAGGUAGGAAUGGUACCCUACAAGAAAAGGGCUCUGAAGAUACACAUCACUUCAGCACUGAUAAUUUUAGAUCUCCUUAUUUUGUAGAUAACUAAAGGCCCCAGGAGGACAACAAACUUGCCCACUCUACAACAGCCUUAUCUCAUCAGACACAGAACUGUCUUAAUUACUGGUAACUCAUAUGAACAUACUUGAAGGGCUGCUAUGGGCCAUUCAGCUUUUAUUCCUUUGGAUUUCUAGUUUGAUGUUCUUCUAAUUCAGGUCUGAUUUACUCUCAACAACCUCCACUUCUUCUGCCUCAAUUAAAAAAUUAAAAUCUGGCAUCCAGGAUGUAAUGAUUAAAAAGAAAGCAAAAUGACAUAACAGCCUGCAGUAAAUCACGCCUUUGGUUGCCAGCUUACUGCUUGGUAUUCACAUACAGAGUAAAUUUCACUCUAUCUUAAAACAGACUAUUUAUAUGGAACCUGAAUUUAAAAAAAGAAAAAGCAUGUGAGGAAACCAAACGUAGAUUUCUUCUUUUCACUUAGUUUCUUAAUGAACCCAAGGGAUUAUUAACACCCACUUUUCACCUGUUCCAUCACAGUUCUAAGAUUUAAAAUUCUCAAGAGACCAACUGCACAGUGAAGGCAUUGUUGCUUACACUACAGAGCUACAUCAUCUGUCUUCAUCACAAUCAGAUAUUUGUAGAAGCUCAUAAUUAAAGAAUUUAUUAAUAUCUCUUGACCGGGCCAAAUUUGCCUUAUAAAAGCCAAAAAGAAGGCUGAUACAUUGAGCCAAUGUUUAAGGAGCAACUCCUAAAACAAUCGGUGCCCCGUAUACACUUACAAAGAAAGCUCUUUCAAAACAGACGAGGCCAAAUACAGGAAACUGCCUCCUCCAGAACUUCUGCACAUCCCAUUAUCUUGAGUCAGGGCUUUUUAGGUUCUGUAUGCAAAGACUCAUGAGGAAGAAAUCUCGGCUCUACGGCAGCAAUCCACAUCACACAGCAUCAGAUAAUAGUGAAUAUGCAGAGUAUAGUGAAGCCCUGGGCUGUUCCAGACUCUGAGGAGGCUCAGCACCCAUUUUCUGUUGCGGUACCUCUGGUAUCCCAUUUUUAAAGUUCAGACUCACUUCCUUUCCUGCCACAGUGUCACCCAGACAGGCAGUGUCUCCGAAAGCCCAGUGAGCUUUAGGACUAAGUACCAUGCUAAGCCUCUCCAACUUUUGGAAAGUGACUCACAGUGGUAGUGGGUGUGUGAGCACACAAUAAAGACAGUGAUCAAAAUUUCAAAUAUUGUUUUCCAUAUCAAGAACUUAGCAUCAAAUAAAUCAUAGGUGUGAUAAUGUUAUGCACACCUCUCUAUCAUAACCUCCUUAAUGACAGAGUGAAAUUACACUCUGCACAUAAAGAGCCCUCGGUGUGCCAGAAGAUUAAUAAGUACGUAAGAAUACAACUCCACUAGAAAUUUGACUUUAAAAUAAUGUGCUUGCUAUAAUGAGCAUUACUAGUUGCUUAUAUUUUAGGAGAGUAGGGAGGGUGGUGGUGAUUUAGACAAUUGCCUUUGGACUCAAUUUUCCUAUAGUAAGCAGAUAUUCAGAAUCAGUUAAAUGACCUCACAUCUUUCACUAAACUUGGGGAAGCUCCUCUUUAAAAAUAGCCAUUGAGGGACUUCCCUGGUGGUCCAGUGGCUAAGACUCUGCACUCCCAAUGCAGGGGGCCCAGGUUCGAUACCUGGUCAGGGAACUAGAUCCCGCAUGCCACAACUAAGAAAUGAAUGCUGCAACUAAAAGACCCCGCAUACUGCAACUGAAGAUCCUGCACACGGCAACGAAGAUUCCCUGUGCUGCAACUAAGACGCAGCGCAGACAAAUAAAUAAACAGAUAAAUAUUUUUUAAUUUAAAAAUAAAAUUAAAAUAGCCAUUGAUAUAAUAAUAAUAGUAAUAGCCAUUGGUGCAUCUAUGGGAAUAUAGAUCCCAUGUUAUUAAUUUUACAAAUAGUGUUUCGAAGAAAGAACACUUGUGAAAAAAGAAGGGCCUUUCUGUAUAUGCUCGUAAGAAAACAAGUUUAAUAUUUUUAUUGCUUUCUGAGUGAUAUAGUUCAUGUUAUUUGUUCUGAAAUAUUCACCUCUAAAGUUUCAAGAGUUACCUCCUAAUAAUAAUCUAAGAAUUUCUAAACAAAUAAUUAUUUAACUUACUCAACUAGUUGACAGAAGUCCACCUUUUUUUUCUUUUAAAGCUGAACAGUUUAAUUAUGGUUUAAAAAAAAAAUCUUUGUAAAGAAUGUGAUGUUCCAGGGCAGAAAUAGCCUAAUGUUCCACCUCCCAGGAACAUCAUGUUCUACCACUGUGAGUUUACAGGAAAUCGUCUCUCCCCCAAACCCAGUCACCAGAGCUUGGGUUUCUGUUGGUUGAACAACCUUAAACCUUGCUACACUAUGAACAUUUCUGUUCCUUCACUUUAAAGAGACUG